Molecule: messenger RNA, 911 nt
Organism: Puntigrus tetrazona (Sumatra barb)
Lineage: Eukaryota; Metazoa; Chordata; Actinopteri; Cypriniformes; Cyprinidae
Product: snake venom vascular endothelial growth factor toxin VR-1'
Exons: 5
Coding region: 167-562 (131 amino acids)
Biological process (GO): positive regulation of angiogenesis; sprouting angiogenesis; induction of positive chemotaxis
Cellular component (GO): membrane
Molecular function (GO): vascular endothelial growth factor receptor binding; growth factor activity; chemoattractant activity
Source: RefSeq, a predicted model, not a curated record
UAUUGAAAUCUUAAAAAGGUUACUAAAUUUCUCGAUAUAUUUUGCAAUCUGGGUCAUGAGGAUAUGGUGAGUAACAGUUCCAUCGGAAAACAGGAUUCAGAUGAACAGGGUAAUCUGAAUUAUCGUCAGUCUAACAUUAGUAUCGUGAGGUUGCAGUUAUUCGAGUAUGAUGAGUGUUUUUCUCUGCGUGCUGUAUCUGGUCCUGUAUCACCAGACUUCUGGGAUGAACGUUCAGCAUCUACAGAGCUCCGGUCAGGAGCCCGUUCAAGAUAAUCUCAUAAUCAGCACCAUUUGCAAGCCCCGCGAAACUUUAGUUGCGGUGGAGCAGGAGCAUCCCGCGGCGACGCUGUGGCGCGUUUUCCCCGCGUGCGUCCCUCUGCGGCGCUGCGGGGGCUGCUGCUGGGACGAGGCCACGCUGUGCGUCAACGUCAGCGCGCACACCGCUGUCAUGCGGUUGAAGCAGUUUGUCAAGGAUGCGCUUGGCAGGAGUGUCGUGGAGAUUAUUGAGCUGCCGUUUGUUGAGCAUAGCCGGUGUGAGUGCAGGCACAGAGACCUACUGUGAUGCUUUUUUGAAACAGUUCAUCCAUUUUUAAUUGUAAUCUGUUUGUUAUUUUAUAUGUUAUUUAAAUUGUUUCCUAUUACUAACAUUAUUAAUAAUAUAUUACUUUUAGGAUUACUUUUAUAUUUGAGAUUGCGUAAAGCAUUUUCACUCAUGUAAAACCUUUACGGUUUACUUUUAGUUGUACUUGUUUCACUCAGCAGUUUCAUUUCAUUAAUUUUUCCCCUUCUGGAAAAAAGAAGAAGAAGAAGAAGAAGAAGAAAGGAAAUGCCACACAUGAAAACAUAUUCAGAAUGAAAGAAAGAAGGCGCAUAUUCUUGUGCUUGUUUUGGUUGCUUUGUUAUUAAUAAAC